AUGAAUUUUAAUUUAAAUUUAGAAUAUCUAAAUAGUGAUCCAAAUUCUAUCAUUGAAUAUUUAACACAAAUAUGGAAAGAGGAUGAAUCAUUAGGAUAUUAUAAAGAAUUUCUUGACGUUUGUUUGAAAAUUGUUGCAGGUACCGAUCAGCCAGAAACAUUUUUCAAAGAAUUAACUGAUAAAAAACUUUUAAAUUUCGGAGCAUGUGAAACUAAAUGGAGUUUCGGUGACUCUGCUUAUAAAUGUAGAACUUGUCAACUUGACCCAACAAGUGCAUUAUGUAUUGCAUGUUUUAAAGAAGGUGAUCAUGAAGGUCAUGAUUAUGCAUUACAAAGUGUUGGAGGUGGAUUUUGUGAUUGUGGUGAUCCAGCAGCAUUUAGACCAAAUGGAUUUUGUAUUAAACAUAAGGAACAAAAGAUAGAUAUUAACAAGUAUCCAGAAAGAUUUAUAUUGGCAUUAAGUUUUGUAAUACAGUUUAUGUUGAAAAGGAUAUAUGUGUUUUAUGAUAAGAAUAAUAGGGUAUUGUUUGAAAUGUUAAUUGAAUGGUUAUUGAAAUUAGCACAACGUGGUGACAUUAUAAAGGUAGUGGUAAUUAAAUACAUUAGUAACACAGACAUUGGUAACACGAAUUUAUUACCACCAUCACCAUUUGCAGUACCAUUGAUUCAAUUGUUCUAUUCACCAGAUUUACACGAAUCAGUAUCACGUUCAAUGAAAGAGACAAUCGCCAACUUUUGUGUGUUUUUACGUGGUUCAGUGGAAUUUAUCGAGUCGUUCAUAUCAUUGAUGUUACCAAUUUACAAGAAAUGUAUCAUCGAAUGUAAGAAACAUAUCCUUUUAUCAUCAUUUAGUAUAUUUUCAUCGACUGCAGUGGGUCCAUUACUAUUGUCAACCAACGCCGCUGAGAUCGUGAUGGAUACUAUCACAGAGUAUUUUAGUAAACAUUUUUAUAUUAGAGAUGAAUUCAUUUCACCAUCAUCAUCAGAUUCAAAGUCAAAGAAAAAGAGAUCAUUACGUUUCAAAGAUCCUUACCUUUAUCCACAAUUUAAACAAUUGACAAAAUUACAUGAAACACCUUUAGCCACCCAAGUAUUACGUACCGAUAUCUCUUUUAUACUUGGUAAUCAACCCGUUGCAAAGAGUGUCGUUGAGUCUAAACAUCUUCUUUCCCUUUGGAUCAAUAUGAUUGCAAUCGCUCAAGGUAUGAAUCCAAAUGUUAAAUAUAAGAUCACCUCCCCUGAUGAUUGGUCACCUGCUUUCAAUGUUGAUUUCUCCUUUAGUAAUACCAUUUUCUCCAUAGUAAAUUCAAUAUCACAAGAUAAAUUAUCAUUGGAUCAAAUUUUAUUAUUCUCAACUCAAUAUCUUGGUAAAUGGAUUUUAGGUUGGUUAGAAUAUAGAAAUAAUUAUCAAGUUGAAAAAUUAAAAAGAUUAGAAGAAAAAGAAAAAGAAGAAAAAGAAAAAGAAGAAAAAGAAAAAGAAAUUGAUUCAAAAGAAUUAAAAACAACAACUACUACUACUACUAAUACUACACAACAACAACAACAACAACAACAACAACAACAACAACAACAACAACAACAACAACAAUCAAUACCACAUUAUUUAACAAAUAUUAAACAAUUAUUAUCAUUACAUUUAAAACGUGAAGGAUUUUCAUUCCAUUUACCAUUACAUAGAUUAGUAUCAGCUAUUUUAUUUAAAUGUUUAAAUAAUGUUGAAUUAGCAAAACAGUAUAAAGAUGAUGGUGGUUUGAAAUCAUUGUUUACUCAAAUCAUUGGUUCAGAUUCAUUGAUUAGCAUUUCAGAUUAUGCAAGAGGUACAACUUAUCAUCCAUUCAAGAUCAUUGCCUCUUUAGGUGAAAUUAAAUCUGGUAUGUGGAGAUCACAUGGUAGAGAAGAGGAUAUGACAUUACAAACUGUCGUUUAUCAAAGUUUACAUUAUCAAAAGUAUUUCGAUUUAGAUAUUUUCUUAAUUCAAAUCGGUGCUGCAAUUAUGGGUUCAAAUCAAUUCAUUCAACAUGCUAUCAAUAUCUAUAAUCUUGAAGAUUGGUUUGAAAUUGAACCUUUUAAUGGUUCAUUAAAUAAAUCAACUGAGGGCACUCCUACUACCACCUCAUCACAACCACCUUCAACUCCUUCAAAACAAACUUCAUUACGUAAUAGUGCUGGUACUGUACCAACCACUCCUUCUCAAUCUUCUUCAACUAUAGUUCCAACUUUAGAUACAAUUGGUGAAACUACCACUACUACUACCACCACAGCAACAACUACCACCACCACUGAUGGUAUAAUUACAGAACCAAAAAAAGAAACUAAAGAAGAGAAAAAAAUUAGAAAAGAAAAACAAAAGAUUCAAGAAGAUUUACAAAAGAGAAAAGGUUUAGCAGAGGAUUUCUUACAAAAUGUUAUUAUGUUUUCAACAAAUAAAUUAAUGUGUGGUAUGACAGAGGAUCAAGUAAUUAGAAAGGAGUUAAUUCAUAGAUUAUGUUUAGGUGAUAAUACUCAUAGUCAAUUGACAAGAGCAAUCAAGAAGAAAUUGGUUAAUCAUGAAAACUUUGAAACUAUAUUAAAGGAAAUUUCAGUCUACCAUCAACCACAAAAGACCGAACAAGGUAAAUAUCAAUUACGUGAGCAAUGUUGGUCAGAGUUUGAUCCAUACUUUUCACAUUACAACACUCAAGAUUUACAAACUGCCGAAGAGAGAUACUCUGAAUUUCAAUCCAAAACCAAGUCAAAUAUCGCUCGUGGUACCUAUAUAAAUUAUCAAACUUCACCUUGUUUCGAAGAGAUUGAUCAAUUACUUUGCUCAAAGACUUUACAUCAAAUCGUUUUCACUAUCUUACAAAACCAAUUGGUGGAUGGUGCAAAAUCAACUGAUACCAUAUUCACCCAUUGUUUACACGCUUUGGAGUUAUGUAUCAAUCAAACUUUGGCCAAUCCAGAGUUGAAGGCUGAAGCUAUCAGCUCUGCAAUCGUGGUUCAAACACCUUCAAAACAAACACCAUUGGUUAAACCAUCUUCUGCAACUCCACCAACUUCAAUUCCAAAGAAUUAUUCAGAGAUUGAAUUACCAUCUAAAAAGAAUAUCUUUUUGAAUGCUUUUGUCGAUGUUCCAGUUUCAGAGCAAAAGAGAUUCUCUUUGAUCAUUUUAUUGGUAAAACUUACAACCUCUCAACAAAUCAAUGCCGAUCAUAAACAACAAAUUCAAAAUAUCAUUAACAUCUUGAUGGAGAAUAAUGUCAAUUGUAAACAAACCAUUGAAAAUUAUUGGGCUGCAAUUAAAGCAAAGAAACAACCACAAUCUGCACGUAAAGAGGAUCCAGAGGAAGAAAAGAAACGUUUAGCUCGUGCUAGACAAGCAGCGAUUUUAGCUCAAAUGAAAACUCAACAAUCUGCUUUCAAAUUUGAAGAUGGUGAAGAUGAUGAAGAUUACGAAGAUGAUUAUGAAGAUGCUAGCACAAAAGGUUCAUCAGCUAGCGCAGCACAUAAAGAUAAAAAACAAAAACAAAAAGAAUCAAAUGCAUUGGUUGUUGAUGGUCAUGAAUCCAUUACAACUUGUGCACUUUGUCGUGAACCAGGUUCAUUGGAUCGUCCAAUGGGUAGAGUUGCUUUCAUUCAACCAUCUUCAAUCAUUAUGUUAUCAAAAUUAACACCUGAAGAAAGAAAGAAACGUAUGACUGAAGCAAUAAUGAAAGAACUUUAUCAAGGUGUAAAAGGUAGAGAAACUAUAAUUUCAAAUAAUGAUAAUAUAAUUAAUUUAAAUAAUAAUAAUAAUAAUAAUAAUAAUAAUAAUAAUGUUAACAACAAUAAUAAUAAUAAUAAUAAUAAUAACAAUAAUAAUGUAAAUAGUAUUAAUAACAAUAUUGGAGGUAUUCCAAUUGUAAAUAAUGGUAAUGAUGGUGGUGUUAAUGGUUUAACAGAUUAUAUUCAUCCAGAUAUGGAUGAAAUGGAUGGUGAUGAUAUGGGUGAUGUUGAUAUGGGUGGUAUGGCAGUUGAGGAUGAUGGAGAGGAUGAUAGUGAGGAUGAAGUAAAUAAAGCUAUCUCUUUCCUUAAUCGUGUUUCACAUUCAAAUGAUUUCAUGGGUGGAUUUGGUGAUUUCGAAGAUGGUAUGGGUAUGGAUAUUGAAGGUGGUGAUGAUGAUGAUGAUGACGAUGAUGACGCCGAAGAUGAUGAUAUGAUGAUGGGUGAAUUGGGUGGAGUUCGUCACCAUCACCACCAUCAUCAUGGUGAGGAAGAUGAAGAUGGUGAAGAAGAUGAAGAUGGUGAAGAAGAUGAAGGAUCAGAUUCAGAUUCAGAUUUGGAUUUAGAAGAUUUAAAUGGUUCCGACGAUUCAGAUGAUGAAUUUGAUUUUGGUGAUGAAGAAGGAUCUGAUGAAUAUAUUUUAGAAGACGGUAUGCCACGUUUACGUAGAUUGGCCGGUACAAGUACUCAACAAGGAACUACUAGUACUAAUAACACCACUGCAACAUCAACCAAUGAUAUAGCUCAAACUUUAUUGAGAGCUCUAGAAAGAAUACCAACAGGUACAGGAAAUGUUAAUAGUCGUAAUAUCAUUAGCCAAUUAACAACUCAAUUAUCACAAGGUAACGCAAGAGUACACAUUCAAGCAAGAGAUAACAAUGGUAGAGCAUUUUCAGAGAUUAAUUUUGAUCAACUUCUUAGCCAAUUAAAUAAUCAAACAAAUGUUCCAAUCUCUGUUCAUGAUAAUGGUCGUAAUAGAGCAUCUGUAACUCUUCAAUUAAAUUCAACUCCUCCAACUACAACUACCACCACAGCAACUUCACCAGCAACAACAACAACUACAACAACUACUACAGCAACAGCACCAAAACCAAAUGAUAAUGGUGGUAGUGAUGAUGAGGAUUCAGAUGAUAUGGGUGAUAUUGAUGGGGAUGAUGAAGAUGACUUAUUUGGAGAUGACGAUGAUUUCUUCUUUGAUGAUGAUGAAGCAAACGAUGAUGUUUUCCUUAAAUUUGAUGCAGCAACUGAACCAGUCACAGGUAAACCAUGGUCAAAUAAAUUUAGUAAACAAGAAAUCUUUAGAAACAUUGAGGAAUCAGUAAACCUUAAUUUAUCAUUCUGUGGUCAUCAAAUUCAUGAAAGUUGUUUCUCUGAAUACUCUUGGUCAUUGUUAAAGAAUAAUGAAGGUGUUGAAUAUGUCGAUCCAGAAAAGAAUGAAUUCCUUUGUGUAUUAUGCCGUAGAAUUGGUAAUGCGAUCGUACCAGUUGUACCAGAUUCAGGAUUUUGUUCACACGAACAUACCGCAUCACCACAACCAAUCAUCACACCAGCAAUGGCAAGAAAUAAUAAGAAUAAAGAUGUUCAAUGUUAUUCCGAAUUUUAUCAAGCAUUGGGUAAUAGAUUAAUGGGUAAAGAUGAAGAGCAUAAAAAAGCAUUGGAUGCUCCAAACCCACAACCAUUAAGAAAUAUUAGACAAGCAAUCGAUCAAUUCUCAUCCAGAGUCUAUGGUGUUAGAUAUGAUUUGAAUUUCUAUAAAUCAAAAUCUGAUGCAACCGUCAUACCAUUCCUUUGUUCAUCUUUAGCUUCAACCAUUGCAAGCACUGAACUUUCAAUUCGUGUUCAUGAUCCAGAACAACAACAACAACAGCAACAACAACAACAACAAUCAAGUCUUUAUCCAUUAUUCUCAAUGAGUGAUUCAAAUCGUGUUGACCUUCGUUCACUCUUUAGAUAUAUGAUUGUUCAUUCACAUAUGUAUCCAUCAUUGGCAUAUCAAGGUCAAUUACUUUGGAAAUCAAUAUCUGGUUCACAACAUACUCAAUUAUUACCAACUGAAGAGGAGUUGGAAGAAAUUGAAAGAAAAGAAAAUGAAGAAAAAGAAAAACUUUCAAAAGCAAAACUUGAUCAAAAAGAAAAAGAGAAAGAAAGAGAGAAAGAAAAAGAAAAGAAUGAGAGAGAAAGAACUCAAAAACUUUAUCCAGAGGUUUAUGAUCAAGGUGUUUAUGGUGAGGCAUUCCCACCAUUACUUUCAUUAGAUCUUUUCAAUACUUUUAUUCAAGUGUUUUUAAGAUACUCUGAUACUAAUCUUUCAUUGAAUGUUGAGAAAUUCUAUAUGGUAGCAAGAAUGUUUUAUGAUGCAUCAAUUACUCAAUCGAUUUUACAACAUUUCAAAACCACCGAUACUACUUUCACCACCGAUGAUACCUAUGUAUCAACCAUUAACAAUUUAAUCACAACAACCUAUGAAACAGUAACACCAAUCUUAUCAAUUCCACCAGUUCAUUUGACUGCAAUUAAAACUAAUUCUCUAAUCUUUUUAAGAAGAUUAUCAAUCUUUUUGUUUAGUUGUUUAAAGAUUGAUCCAAUCUCUUCAAAUCAAACUACAUUGGAUGGUGAAAUCGAUUAUUUAGUUGAUUAUUUAAAUUUACCAUCAUUUGAUCAACAUUGUUUAUCAGUUUUAAAUGCUAUCACUUCUCAUACUGAAAAUAUUGUACCAUUGGUUUCAACUUGGACUGAACAAAUAUUAUUUAUUUCUGCUAUUACUUCAAGUGUUGAAGAUUCAAAAAAUAAUGUUGAAGAUUUAUCAAAUAAUAAUAAUAAUAAUAAUAAUAAUAAUAAUAAUAAUAAUACAACUACUACAACAACUACUACUACAACUUCACCAAAUGAUAAUCAAACUGUAGUUUCUUCACCAAUAAAACAAUCAAUUUUACCAAAUCCAUCAAUUCCAAAUCCAUUCCUAUUAAUUCAAUUACCAGAACAAUACAAUAUUGUAUCACAAUAUUAUUCAUCAAUUCCAUGCCUUCAAUGUAAAACCAUUUCAAAUAAUCAAGCACUUUGUUUGGUUUGUGGUACAUUAUGUUGUUUGGGUGGUUGUUGUAAGAGAUUCUUUGAUCAAAAGAGUGAAGCUGUUUUACAUGCUGAAAAAUGUAAUGCUGGAACUGGUAUUUUCUUACUUAUCAAAACUAGUUCAACUUUAUUAAUUCAUUUACCAAGAAAAACUUUAUGGAUUUCUCCUUAUCUUGAUGAUCAUGGUGAGGAAGAUCCAAACUUAAGAAGAGGUAGACCAUUACUUUUAAAUGCUAAUCGUUAUAGUCAAUUAAAUUCAUUACUCGUUAAACAUCAAAUCGAUCAAGACUCAAAGAUUGCAGAAAUGUCUCAAAGAUAA
Messenger RNA from Dictyostelium discoideum AX4, 7128 nucleotides. RefSeq lists its product as hypothetical. Gene Ontology annotation, biological process: ubiquitin-dependent protein catabolic process via the N-end rule pathway; protein ubiquitination; ubiquitin-dependent protein catabolic process. Lineage: Eukaryota; Evosea; Eumycetozoa; Dictyosteliales; Dictyosteliaceae. The transcript has 2 exons. The record is from RefSeq and is a predicted model, not a curated record. The coding region runs from base 1 to 7128 and encodes 2375 amino acids. Gene Ontology annotation, molecular function: ubiquitin protein ligase activity; ubiquitin-protein transferase activity; zinc ion binding.